Parastagonospora nodorum SN15 is the source of this 2238-nucleotide messenger RNA. RefSeq lists its product as hypothetical. The transcript has a single exon. NCBI's taxonomy places the organism in Eukaryota, Fungi, Ascomycota, Dothideomycetes, Pleosporales, Phaeosphaeriaceae. The record is from RefSeq and is a predicted model, not a curated record. Bases 1 to 2238 code for a protein of 745 amino acids.
AUGGCCGAAGCAUUCGGGGCUAUAGGUAUAGCAACAAGCAUUUUAACCAAAGCUUCGGAAGCGAUGGGGGCUAUAGAUCUAGCAAGGUUUUUCACCCAAGCUUCGGAAGCGGCGACAGAAACACAAGAGCUCCUAUCACAAUACAAGCUAAUGAAGCAGCCAUUCAGUGACGAAUGUAGAGACGCCGAACUUCGCGUACAGAUUUUCAGACUAUCUUUAGAUAAAGCCGCUGCGGUCUUUAUGGUCCUUGAUCAUGCACAUGGCUCAUCGCGGUUCAACGAUCUGAUAGAGUACAUACUCAAGGAUGCUACGAUGCUGCUGGAUGGUAUCUACGAAAUCCUUGGGCGACCGCGCAGUUUGGGAUCCUUUGGAGUAUCGAUGUCGGAUAUUUCACAUGUUAGCGAGAUCACGUGUCGGCUAGAGAGACUUGCUUAUCAGCUGCAAGACCUUGUAGUACAACUGUCAUUCGAGUCAGCACCCCUGGAUCGACUCUCUGAACGCAAGCAUCAUAGCCCUUUUACCGUUGACGUAUCGUCCCGCCUGGAACAGCCUGCCGCCGAGGUGUCGGUCCCACAUGAAGAAAAUCGUGCGCCUGGCUCUUCUGCUUUGCUAGAUUGUGAAGGAGCGGACUGUUAUCCAGAGCACGCAAGCAAGAAACAAAAGCGUUAUUUGGCUAAGAUGUCUUUUCGUUCCCAGCCCGACUGCCAACGUCAUAUUGGCAUAAAUGGGGAUGACACUGGCAGCGCGACGGUCUCAGCCAUCGAGCCGUUCGAUUAUGAACUCAUGAACAACUCUCCGGGCACUGACGUUACAUUCCCACUAUCUGACACCUCAACAAGGUCCUACGAACUGAAGCUGAUUUUGUGCAUGACUGGUGUCGGGGAACACAAUACCCUGCCAUUUGAUCAAACGACUUUUGUCAGGAUCGUCGAUGCGAUACGUGUUCCUUUGGAAUUCUGCGAAUCGAUACUGCUAGGCACACCUAAAUUUGUCCAUUAUGCGGCCAAAGACGAUACGCAGCAUGCAGGCUUCGUACUCCGAACACCCUCGAGCAAAACACAGAACUGGACGCUUGCACUUUCAUGGGAUACCGGAUAUCGUUCCAUCCAAGGGUUCAUUCAUGGGUUGCUGCCGAAUGACCUGGACUCCUUGUCGUUACAUAUUGGCGAUAGGCAAGAAGAAUGUGCACAUCCGUUGAACAUUCCGGCAAUCUUGUGUGAGAUGCUCGUCGAGAGCGAUUCGAAUGGCGUUCGACUUCACGCUUCAGAUCUAUACAAGGUCGAAUUACAAACGAAUUACAGUAACUACAUCUUCAGCGAGCCGGUGAGCGGAAGCACGCGGCAACACAAAUCAUCGCAACAGAAUUUCGCACAGAUGACCCAGAAUCUGAAUAGAAUUACAUCUCGUUUAGCUUUCCACGAGAUGCGAAUCCACGCGACUAUAGUCUUUGUGGACGAGAUGAAAGACUGUCUCGAGCACCGGACCCGUCACCCAGUCGAUACCAUAAAUCGCAGAUUGAAAGAACGUUUAGCGCAUCUAAAGAUACAACAAAGCGGUCUUCUAUCAAACAUCGCUUGCAACCAGAAAAUUGCCCAAAGCCAACUGCAAAUCGUCUACAGCCUCAUCGCGCAGCGCGACAGCAAAGAGAGCCUUAACAUGGCUAAAACACAGACUAAGAUCGCUACGGCGCAAACCGAAAUCGCGCAGAUACAGACUGGGCUCGCAAAGACUACGAAGGAAGACAGUUUCGCCAUGCGCACCAUCGCUAUCAUGACCAUUGCGUUCUUGCCAGGAACAUUCAUAUCGGCCCUGUUUUCCAUGGACAUGUUCAACUGGCAAGCUCCCCAAGGCGCGUCCGUGGUAUCGUCUCGAUUCUGGAUAUACUGGGCCAUCACCGUACCAUUGACCCUUUUAGUGUUCUCUAUCUGGACGGUAUGGAUACGUUCAAACGAUCGCAAAGGGGACCAGUCGACAGCCACAGCGGAGGUAAAUCCAAGUGAGAAGCCAUGGUAUCGCCGCUGGGUGCACAAGACAAGUGAUGCAGACGAUACCGAGAAGCAAAUUGAAAGCGAGAACGGACUGCAGCAGGCUGUGAUAGACGCAGACACCGUGGAGCAAAUCAUCAGUGACGGCGCGGUGCAGCAGGAUUUGCAGGAGCAAGAUGCUCCAGCAACAAGUGCGGCUCCCCCGGUGCAGAUCACACGAAACGACACAUUACUUCAAGAUCCAGUUAGAUAA